AUGAACAUCCAAUACCUCCCCACCCCCAAAUCCAUAGAAACAAUACUCAGCACUUACAUCUCCUCUUUCUCCGCCGUCGCCCACGAACCCGUCCCCACAGGCGGGAACCACUGGUCCCUCUACCUCACCACCCCCAAAUACUCCAUACGCCUCGGCAUGAACCCCUCUUACACCGUUCCCGCAACGCUCAACAAAGGCGGCUCCAAAGGAAUCCUCAUCAUCAGCGACAUCCCUAACACCGAUAUGAUCUCCGCCUCAGCAACCAAGAUCGUCCACCUAGACGUAAGACGCGAUCUUAAAGUGAGCGAAUUUGUGGACCUGCUCGUGAGCGAAGGACGCCAAUUGUAUGAGUCUGAUAGUGAGGACCCGAGCUGUCGGUUCUGGUUGCAUGAUCAGAUGGGGCUGUUUUGA
Messenger RNA from Aspergillus alliaceus, 411 nucleotides. RefSeq lists its product as uncharacterized. The record is from RefSeq and is a predicted model, not a curated record. NCBI's taxonomy places the organism in Eukaryota, Fungi, Ascomycota, Eurotiomycetes, Eurotiales, Aspergillaceae. Bases 1 to 411 code for a protein of 136 amino acids. The transcript has a single exon.